UGCCAUUUUUCUCUGCUUUCCCCACAGACACUGGUGAAAUGGCCUCAGCACAUGACCGAGCUGUUCUUCAGGCCAUAUUCAACCCCAACACCCCCUUCGGAGACGUCCCUGGCCUCAACCAAGACGAGGAGUUAAUUGAUGAUGAGAGUGGCUUUGACACGGAGUUGCUGGAGCAAGUGAAAGAGUUGGAGAUGCGGGGCGUCUCGGCCGCGGAGGCUGGGGAUUUGCAAGCUGCACUUCAACUGUUCAGCCAGGCAAUCCAGAUCCUGCCGGAGCGAGCCUCAGCCUACAACAACCGGGCACAGGCCCUGAGGCUGCAGGGCAACACAGCAGGCGCCCUGGAGGACUUGGACCAAGCCGUCUCUCUGAGCGGCGGCGCCAGAAGAACAGCCUGCCAGGCUCUGGUGCAGAGAGGCCUUCUACGAAGAUUAGCGCGUCAGGAUGACGCAGCCAGAGCAGACUUUGAGAAAGCAGCUGCACUCGGAAGUGAAUUUGCCCGACAACAGGCCGUGGCUCUAAAUCCAUACGCAGCCCUGUGCAACAAAAUGCUGUCAGAGGUGAUCAACCAGCUCCGAAACCCAGAGGCUUCUGAGAUGCCGUCGAUGUAGACAAUCUGUCACAUGUGCAUCUUUUUCUUUUUCUUUUUGCUUAAUAAUAGAACACUUUUAACUUGGAACAACCUUUUUUAUUCCACUGAGCUGCUGUGAAAUAAAUCAGGUCGAGAGCAAGACACACAGAUCACUCAUCAAUAGUCUAAUUUAAACACAAAGUUGUUGGUGUCUCAUCACAAGGCAAAGCUGUUGCAUUUAAUCAAACAUGACACAUGGGACACGUGACAUCACGCUCAGCAUUUGGGUUUAAUGUGACACCAUUCCACACUGACGAAGCACUUCAGCUUUUAUCCAGCAGAUGUCAGUCUUGUCAUGUUGAAAAACAGAUUUGAACAUCUGUUGCCCUUAAUUAUUAUUUUUAAAUACAUCUUUAAAACACUAGAAUAAAGAAAAGUGAAACCAACAACACUACUCUGCUCAGUGUGGUGAACAAAAGAGAGUAAAACAGUGCAAGGAUUGCUGCUAAACUUAAAUUUGGCGUUUAAUCCUCUUUUAAUAAAGAC
Molecule: messenger RNA, 1114 nt
Organism: Paralichthys olivaceus (Japanese flounder)
Lineage: Eukaryota; Metazoa; Chordata; Actinopteri; Pleuronectiformes; Paralichthyidae
Gene: ttc36
Product: tetratricopeptide repeat domain 36
Biological process (GO): cilium assembly
Molecular function (GO): protein binding
Source: RefSeq, a predicted model, not a curated record